AUGAGUGGCUUUGACCUUAGGAAUAGGAGUGGAGUUGUUGCUGUCGCAAGGCAAAGGGGAACUGAUGUUGUACUUGAUGAUGAGUUCAAUUGUGAGACUCCCACAGACCUGACUGCAUUGCCCUAUUUUGUGUCUGAGGGGCCUGAUGGGUAUCUGCUAAUUGAUGUACCCUACCUAGGAGGAGUGAGGUCAUAUACCCCAAGCCAAGUUUUGGGAAAAGUGUUCUCUGAUUUGAAGAGCAUUGCAAAGAAGCAUCAUGAUGCAGAUGUUGUCGAUUGCUAUGUUGGAAUACUUGUUUAUUUUGCUGAUCAUCAAAGAGAAGCUGUUAUGGAUGCAGCUACAAAUGCAGGCUUGCAUCCGCUUCAUUGGCAUAUGGAAUUUAUAAGACGGAUUUACCUGAGAAUGAUCAAUUGA
This is a messenger RNA of Ilex paraguariensis (yerba mate), 414 nucleotides long. The record is from the annotation of a GenBank genome assembly. Lineage: Eukaryota; Viridiplantae; Streptophyta; Magnoliopsida; Aquifoliales; Aquifoliaceae.